GAUAAGAAUGAACAAUAAAGGGGGCAGCUAUUACAGUGGUUCUAAAGGCAUAAGGUUUACCCAGGGCUGGAAACAGGGGCGGACUGACAACUCAUGGGGCCCCCGGGCAAUAGGGGAUCAUGGGGCCCCUGUGUCCUUGCCCAAACUCAAAAAAGCCUAUGAAAAAGGUACCAGGGGCAUCUUAUGGGGCCCCCUACUGAUCUCGGGCCCUCAGCAGUGCCCGAGUUUCCAAAUGGUCAGCCCGCCCCUG
Molecule: messenger RNA, 250 nt
Organism: Staurois parvus
Lineage: Eukaryota; Metazoa; Chordata; Amphibia; Anura; Ranidae
Source: the annotation of a GenBank genome assembly